Messenger RNA from Chaetomium fimeti, 2734 nucleotides. RefSeq lists its product as uncharacterized. The transcript has 5 exons. The record is from RefSeq and is a predicted model, not a curated record. Bases 145 to 2400 code for a protein of 751 amino acids. Lineage: Eukaryota; Fungi; Ascomycota; Sordariomycetes; Sordariales; Chaetomiaceae. Gene Ontology annotation, biological process: regulation of DNA-templated transcription. Gene Ontology annotation, molecular function: DNA-binding transcription factor activity, RNA polymerase II-specific; zinc ion binding.
UGAGGAGUGAGCAACUAAGUUGAAGGGUAGGUUAAGUACUUAUAAAAUGGCCGGUGCCCACAAAGAUGGAUAAGCAACAAUGGAUGCCAAAUAUAAAUAAACUACUACCAAGCAACGCUGCCCUCAACCCUCAAUCAAAUCAAUAUGGACCCUCAUGGUGGCGCGGCUCGAGCACUCAGGCCCCUCCUUCCCCGAUUGGAACCUGUUAGGGGCCCUCCUGACCCUGACGAGGUCAUCCAAUUGCCCCCUCCGAGGGCGCAUACGAAGAUUGCUUGUGAUGGUUGUCGGCGGCGGAAGAUCAAGUGUAACGGGAGACGUCCGGUCUGCUCGGUGUGUGCAGCCAACGGCGGAAUUUGCGUCUACUACCUCAGCGCCGACCCCAACGAGUCGCGGCCGUCGGCCAUAAAGCGGAAGUAUGGCGAGGCACAGGACCGCGUGUCCAGUCACGAGCAGCUCUACCAUCUACUCAAGACCCGGACGCAACCGGAGGUGACCGAGAUCCUACACCGGAUCCGCGCCGGCAUUGAUGUCGAAUCCAUAUUGCGCUACGUCAGAGACGGCGAUCUUCUUCUGCAGCUGCACUUGUUCCCGGAGACGAGACUACGCUACACAUUCCCCGAGUUUGCCAGCUGGCCUACCGUGUUCCGCGACCCUACUGACCCUUAUUUGGAGGCUCAGCUACUUGACUUUGACGCAGGACCUCAUUCCCAGCGUCAUGGCAUCUCGUCGGCACCUAGACCCGCGGUACCCAGCCCACACUUGCACAUCUACCAGAUUCCCUACCACGCCGCACAAAUGGUUGAUCCGCGGCUGUCCUCGGUCAAGGCCGCCAUGUGGACUUCAGUCACAAACGACGAUGCGCUCUUUUCGCAGCUCCUCGCUGUCUACUUCCAAUUUGAAUACUCCAGGACUCGCCUAUUCCAGAAAGACUUGUUCCUAGAUGAUCUUGUCCGCGGUAGACGCAGGUUCUGCUCGCCCCUACUCGUGAAUUGCAUUUUGGCCAAUGCCGCCCAUGGGCUCACAAGUGACCCUCAUCGCGUCGAAUUCUGGGCGCCACGCUCGCUCCCUUACGCCUUCCUAGCCGAGGCAAAGAGGUUGUGGGACAUCGAGGCCAACGGAGAGCCAAGGCUGACAACAAUCCACGCCGCUCUUUCCCUGACGCUGAGAUACGGCGCUGACGGCGCCGACAAGAUCGGCCUCCCUUUCAUGCUAAAGGCACUAGAAUUGGCCGAGCAGAUGGACCUCUUCACCCGGACCGAGAAGGGUGACUCCAAAAUGAGUCUUGCUCGGACCUUUACCGCAUGGGCUGUUUUCUCUUACCAAGGAAUGACUCUGUAUUACAUGCAUAGGGCCCCGCUUGCUUCAAUCCCGCCCGUCACGCCCCUCCCAGACUAUGCCUCGAUUUCCAAACUCACUGGCGAGGUGCAUGUGAAGUACCCUGUCCAGCCGUAUCUUACACCUAUACAUCUUGGUGUUGCUUUCCGAGCCCAGAUCGAGCUUAAUCUGAUCAUGCUCGAGAUCAACCAGACCGCGUGCGAUGCCGGAACGCCGGGAACCGCUCCUCCCACACUACGGCAAGCUCUCGAGUUCUACCACAGACUUGAAUCCUGGUACAGGGCCCUCCCCCAAGAGCUCCAGCCGAGCAGGGUGGUCAUGCCGCAUCAUUUACAGAUCCACAUGGAAUACUGCCUCGUGCUGAUCAACCUCUUCGAGCCGUGGAUGAACGGACCGGACGCGGACCUUCUAGUGGGGCCAUCGGCGUCAUCACCCCGCGAGCCCCAGCCCGACGGCAGCAACCACACCACGAUCCGAGACAUCGGCACACGUGCUCGCGCCCGUCUCGAGACACUCAUCCGCAUCUACUACCUGCGCCACAGCUUCGACGCCCUGGACGUCAUGCUGAUCAUGUUCCUCCUCCUGCUGGGCUCCAUCUCGGUGCGCGUGCUCACCUCACCACCACAACCCUCAUCACCACCCCAACCCCAAUCCCAACCCCCAUCAUCAACAACCACCACCACCACCCCACCCAACAAACCCACCAACCCCCCCAACCGCAACGCCUCCACCUUCCUCCUCUGCGCCAAGGGCCUGCACGACCAAGGCCGCAACCAGUACCUCGGCACCCUGAUGUUUGACCUGCUGUCGCGCCUGGUCGAUGGUGCUGCGGAUAGCGCGCUGCGUGCCGACCUGGCGCGGGUGGCGGCCGAGUUUCGAGGGGUCGGGGUCAAGCGGGAGUACGUGCAUAUGGAGUGGCCGGUGUAUCGGUGGGUUGAUGGGGAGGGGAGGGGGUUGGGGGUUUUGGUGGGGGGUGGUGAGGAUGGGGGGGAGGGGGGGAUUGUUGGGGAUGGGGAUGGGGACAGUGUGGAGAGUGGUGGUGGUGAUGGUGGUGGUGGGAGCUAGAGGAGGGCUGCGUGGGAAAUAACUAGGGGGUUAGGGGUUGAUGUUUUGAAUGAAAAGGGGGGUGUUGUUUUGUUGUUUUGGUGGGGAAAGGGCACUCGGAUUAAGCUGCCAAGACACUUCAAACUUGCUCGGAAGGAGUUGAAUCAGGAAAUAACCCUUCUCAGAUUCCUAAGGCGAAUCCUUCGUACGUAUCUCACUAUUUAUGGGAAAGAGAUUGUCUUGGGUUGCACCCAUCGGAGGGGCUGCUGCAGCCGUUUAGCCUAUUGCUCUCAGAAAGUAAUCACGGAGGGUUUGUGAGUGUGGGAGGCAGCCAGAAUUCAAGAAUUGUAACCCG